Molecule: messenger RNA, 753 nt
Organism: Penicillium alfredii
Lineage: Eukaryota; Fungi; Ascomycota; Eurotiomycetes; Eurotiales; Aspergillaceae
Product: glutathione S-transferase family protein
Exons: 3
Coding region: 1-753 (250 amino acids)
Source: RefSeq, a predicted model, not a curated record
AUGGCCGACUCACGGCCCGUCCACUUUUUCGACCUUACAUCCACGCUCCCAGGCACAACCAAGUCAUGGUCCCCCAACACGCUGAAGGUGCGGUUGGUGCUGAACUUCAAGGGCGUCCCCUACACCCAAAGCUGGGUGUCCUACCCGGACAUCGCGCCGUUGAUGAAAGCACUGGACGUGGACCCCAACGGAACCGGAACGCCAUACACCCUGCCGGCAAUCAAUCACAAGGCAUCGGUGACAACCAGCUCCUCGGGCACAAUGAUGGAUUCUCUGCCGAUCGCCCAGCACCUGGAUAAAGUAUACCCGUCGCCGCCGUUGUUCCCGUCCGGUGACGCCAGCUAUGCGCUGGCCGUCGCUGUCGCCAGACUCACGGGUCUGAUGGCGCCGAGUAUCAUGCUCCUGGUGAUCCCGCGGGUGACGGAGUCGUUGGACCCGCGCGGCAAGGAGUAUUUUGAUCGCACGCGCUCGGAGCUCUUUGGGAAGCCCUUGUCGGAGGUGCGGCCGACCGAUGAGGAGACCUUGCUGGAACUGGGGAGGGACGGGAAGACCGGUCCGUUCUUCGAAGGUGAGAAGGCGGGCUAUGCGGAUUUCAUUAUGGUUUCGGUGCUGGCAUUCUUCCAUCGGUUUGAUCGCGAGGUCUGGGAGAAGAUGCUGGGUCUGGGAGAGGGCCAGUUCAAGGCGCUGUGGGAUGCCUGCUCGCCGUGGUUAGAGGGUCAGGGCGAAGAGAAAGAGUGGCCGGUGCCACAGUAG